CAGCAGCCCACGCGGCGGGCGGGAGCCGGGGCCUGUGAGGCGGCGUCGUAGGAGGCGAAGCGGCACGGUCGCAGCAGCAGUGGAGGCCGCGGGUUCCGCAGGAGCCGAAAUUGGGGGAGAGUUUAACCAUUUGCGACAAAGACAAGGUGUUUAAGAGCUGAGAACCACAGUUAAUAGGAGACUUUCACAAGAAUUGUUUCCUGAUUUCAUAAUUGGAGAAGCUGAAACAGGGACAGGUUACUGUUGAGGGGUGGAAGGUGUGAGUGCGUGUUCCAGCAGCCAGAAUAGCAAGGACUACACAGAACAAAAAGAAGUGUCUUAAUAUGGAAAUAGAUGAAUCAGAUGCAGUAAUUGAACUCAACAACUAAGCUUCAUGUUAGUCCCUAGAAAACCAGUGACUAAAUAAGGCUGGAUUGAUUAUCCUUACCUCAGUGCUGCAAAGACAUAUCUGAAAUAUUUCCUUCUAAGUGCUGCUGCUUGCAAGCAUUUACACGGAACCCAAAAGGAAUGACUGUUGGAGAUACUGCAACUCCACUCUCACUUGGCCCCCGGGUGUAACUGAAGGGAGCUUUCAAAGAUGUCGAAAACUAACAAAUCAAAAUCUGGAUCCCGCUCGUCUCGUUCAAGAUCUGGAUCGAGAUCACGCUCCCGGUCCUUCUCCAAAUCCCGUUCCCGCUCCCGUUCUGUCUCACGAUCAAGAAAACGCAGGCUCAGUUCUAGGUCCCGUUCAAGAUCAUAUUCUCCGUCUCACAACAGAGAAAGGAACCACCCAAGAGUGUAUCAGAGCCGGGAUUUCAGAGGUCAUAACAGAGGGUACAGGAGACCAUAUUAUUUCCGUGGGCGGAACCGAGGAUUUUAUCCAUGGGGCCAAUAUAACCGAGGAGGCUAUGGAAAUUACAGGUCAAAUUGGCAAAAUUAUCGCCAAGCCUACAGCCCUCGCAGAGGGCGUUCCCGCUCUCGAUCGCCAAAGAGAAGGUCUCCAUCACCAAGAUCAAGAAGCCAUUCUAGAAACUCUGAUAAGUCAUCUUCUGAUAGGUCAAGGAGGUCUUCGUCUUCCCGGUCUUCCUCGAACCACAGCCGAGUUGAGUCUUCCAAGCGUAGGUCCAUAAAGGAAAAAAAAUCCUCUUCCAAGGACACGCGGGCAUCACAGGCUGCAGGAGAUAAUCAAGGUGAUGAUUCGAAGGAUCAGCCAUUUUCAGGAGGAGCUACUCAAGAUGUCAAGGUGUCUGAGGGGUCAAAGCCAUGGCAAGACAUGACCACUUACAGCACAAGUUCAGUGUCAAGAGUGUCUGCCGUGCCUGAGCUUAGCCCAAGAGAGCGCAGUCCUGCGCUAAAAAGUCCUCUCCAGUCUGUUGUGGUGAGGCGCCGUUCUCCUCGGCCAAGUCCAUUGCAGAAGCCCAGUCCUCCACUGUCAAACCCCUCACAGCUGGGAUCUGUUUUACAAAGCAGUGCCUCAUUUCAGACAGGCUCACAUCAGGGUCCAUUUGACCAUGGUUCAUCAGGAUUGAGCCCAACGAGGAAGAGUCCUGUGUGUAAAAGUCCCACGGCAAUCGGUUCAAUUUAUGGUGCCUCACAGAAGGAGGAAGCAGCAGCUCCUGGCGGGGCAGCCUUUUCAAAGAGGUAUUUGGAAGAACAGAAGACUGAGAAUGGGAAAGACAAGGAACAGAAACUAACAAAUGUUGAAAAGGAAAAAAUGAAAGAGAAGGGAGGCUUCUCUGAGUUGGGUUUAGCAGAUGGCAAGACGAAAUCAGAUCUGUACACCUCCAAAACUGACCCUGAAAAGCCUUAUCGCAGCAGCCAGUCUCCUAAACGCUAUAAGUUUCGGGAUGACUUUGAGAAGCUGAAAAUGGCUGAGUUCCACAAGGAAGGUCAUUAUGGCAAAGAGGAGAUGGAUGAGCUGGAUAAGAAAGACAAGGCCAAGGGCCGAAAGGAUUCGGAGUUUGAUGAUGAGCCCAAAUUCAUGUCUAAAGUGGUAGCAACCUCCAGCAAAAAUCAGGAUGAGGAUAGACCAGGUAAAUGGGAAGGCGUAGUGUUCUUACCAUCUGCAAAGGAGAAGCAAAGGAAAGCUGAGGAAAUGGAGGAGGAUCCCUAUUCUGAAAGAUCUAAAAAGGAAGACAAGCUAGCAUCCAAGAGAGCAGAAGCUGGUCACAGGGGGUUUGUUCCCGAAAAGAAUUUUAGAGUGACUGCUUACAAAGCAAGUCAGGAAAAAAGUACUUCACCACCUGUGAGAAAGGCCUCUGAGAGUCGGGAAAAGCUUGGAACCAGAGGAGAUGGUUUAGCCACUGGCAAAUCCUCCUUUUCCAUUACCCGGGAGGCCCAGGUCAAUGUCCGAAUGGAUUCCUUUGAUGAAGAUCUUGCACGUCCAAGUGGUUUAUUGGCACAGGAGCGGAAGCUAUGUCGUGACUUAGUGCACAGCAACAAAAAAGAGCAGGAGUUCCGCUCCAUUUUCCACCAUAUACAGUCAGCUCAGUCUCAGCGAAGUCCUUCAGAAUUGUUUGCUCAGCACAUAGUGACUAUAGUCCAUCAUGUAAAAGAGCAUCACUUUGGGUCUUCAGGAAUGACACUGAACGAACGCUUUACAAAAUACCUAAAGAGAGGAAUGGAGCAAGAUCAAGCUAAAAACAAGAAGAGCCCUGAAAUCCACAGGAGGAUAGAUAUUUCUCCCAGUACUUUCAGAAAACACGGAUUCGCUCCAGAGGAAAUGAAGAGCACCAGAGAGCCAGGCAACAAGAGUGAAGGGAAAUAUAAAGACGACCCAGUUGACCUGCGCCUUGAUAUCGAACGUCGUAAAAAACAUAAGGAAAGAGAUCUUAAACGAGAGAAGUCGAGAGAAUCCGUGGACUCAAGAGAUUCAAGCCAUUCAAGGGAAAGAUCGACUGAGAAACCAGAGAGAAGUCACAAAGGGUCAAAAAAGAAGAAACACAGGAGAGUGCGUGAGAGAUCCAGGUCCACUUCUUCAUCUUCACCAUCUUCUCGUUCGUACAAAGGGGAGGACUAUCCAGAGGAGAGCGAGGAGAGGGAGGAGUGUACCACAGGCUUUGACAAAUCCAGGCUUGGGACAAAAGAGUUUGCUGGCCCAAAUGAGAGAGGAAGAGCUAGAGGGACCUUCUUCAGAGCAAGGGGGAGAGGAUGGAACAGAGGCACCUUUUCGGGAAACAAUAACAACAACAACAGCAGCAGCAGCAAUGACUUUCAGAAGCGAAACAGGGAUGAGGAGUGGGACCCAGAGUACACACCCAAGAGUAAAAAGUAUUAUCUGCACGAUGACCGGGAGGGUGAAGGUGGUGAGAAGUGGGUGAAUAGAGGCCGAGGCCGGGGUUCCUUCCCCCGCGGGAGAGGUCGUUUCAUGUUCAGAAAAUCGAGCACUAGCCCCAAGUGGGCCCACGACAAAUUUAGUGGAGAAGAGGGAGAAAUUGAGGAUGAUGAAAGUGGAACGGAGAAUCGAGAGGAAAAGGACAACCUACAAUCAGCUGCUGACUAGCCAGGGAGUCUGCAUGUCCCUGGGCACCCUGGCAAGGAGAAAGAGGAUCUUGCAAGGCAGUGUUGGAGUCUCUGCCAGGGUAAUGCUGAAGUGCUGAACAGAGCUCUGCCAAGGAGCUUUGAAAUUAUCUUAAGUUAACUGCAUUUUUAAAACUCAGCCUCCGUACAUGUGGACUGGGACUGAUCACUUAUAUUCGGAUCCACUCUUGGAGUAUAUCUUUCUUCCCAAAGACAUUACCUGCUGGCCUGAAUAAGGUCCAAUAUCGAGUGUGAUCAUAAAUUUUGUCUCUUGUUUGUGACCUUAUUAGAUGGUCAGAUAUUUUUUUGGCAACAGUCUUUGAAGACGGUGUGGAUUUCAGUUUGUGCCCAGCUUAACCCAGUAUCUUGACAUUUUUUGUUUCUCUUAUAAUUUGAGAUGAUAAAGGUGGGGAUUAACUCACCUGCUUAUUUUUCUCCCCUCUUGUGUAUUUUGUUUUUUAAAUUCAUAUUCUACUUAUUUUAGGCCUUUGCAUAUGUAGUAACACCAAUUAAAGAUGGCUAAUUUUGGAAACUAUUUUUGGUUCUUAUAAGAAAACAAGCACGUGAAUAAACAUCUAAAUGUUAACUUGGAGUUGGGACCAAACUGCUAUGAUUAUUUUUAAAAACUAAUUUUUGUAUGUAUCAGUUGAGUUUAGAGCCUUUUUAAAACCACCAUAUUUUUUUCUUUUUUGCUGAAAGUUAUAGUUAGCAUGGCAAAAAUGCACCCUGCUCUUCACCCAUUUUAGUGUGUAUGCCGCUAGACCUGGUCCUUGUGUGCUGGAAUCCCAAGCUGCUUGUAGGCAUUGUGUGUAUCUUCUUUGCAGCUGGUUGUGAACUUGAAUGUUCUUUCCAGGGUAACAUAGUUUUCUAAGAAACUGCUGAAUUCUAGGUUAAAAUAUAUAAAAGGAGAAGAAUUUUUUCAAUAUUUUUAUUAAUCUUUUUCUAAAACAAAAAAAGCAAAUCCCUCCUGUGCUGGCUAAGGAAAGUUGUGGUUUCAUUUACCUUCAGCUUUACAUUUACAAUGUUCUGAAGAGAUUUAGCAAAUAGCUCUGUGGUUGGUGAGCCUGUAGGGAGGAGAGGCCCGUUCAUGCACAGGUUUAGUGUGUGCACAUGUUGUAAAAAGACAUCAGCCUCUUCCCCCCUCCAUCUCUGCCUUCCCCAGGAUUGCUGUGCGCCCCCCCCUUCCCCUCCCCAUCACCUGCUAACUAUAGUUUGUUUGACUUGAACAGUUCCUGUUUAGUAAACCCCUAAAGUUUGUUUCAACUCCUCAUGCAAAUAAAAAUACAAUAAAAUAA
Molecule: messenger RNA, 4793 nt
Organism: Gopherus evgoodei (Goodes thornscrub tortoise)
Lineage: Eukaryota; Metazoa; Chordata; Testudines; Testudinidae
Gene: THRAP3
Product: thyroid hormone receptor associated protein 3
Exons: 15
Coding region: 578-3481 (967 amino acids)
Biological process (GO): positive regulation of transcription by RNA polymerase II
Cellular component (GO): mediator complex
Molecular function (GO): DNA binding; transcription coregulator activity
Source: RefSeq, a predicted model, not a curated record